CGCAUCGAUUGAUUAAUCGAGUUCAAGAUUCGCUAGAAGCGGCGUUCAGUCAACUGGCGUCGCCGCACGCCUUGGUCAGCUCGUCUCUAGCGCGCCACCAUGCGCGCGCCAUCCUCCGCCCGCACGUCUCUCCGCCGGCCUCCCCUCGCCGUUGCGCGUUUGCCUCCGCGCGUAAGAAAGCAAAUCACGUAAUCGAGAUCCUUAAAGGCAAAGAAACCGCGUGAUUUAUGCCGGCCAUCUGGAGCGGCCCGCAAAGAUGCCGCCGCCACAGGAGCAGCCGCACCGGCCUCUAGGAGGCCGCCGUCCCCGUCCUCCCCCCGCACCACCACCCAUGGCGUACUCCGACGACAUGGUGGCGUUCUACGACGCCUGGGUGGGCCGCGAGGAGCAGAUCGUGGCCGACCUCACGGCCGCGCUGGCCCUUCCGCCCCGGCGCCACCGCGACGCGCUGGCGCCGCUCGUGGACGCCGCCGUCGACCACGUCGCCACCUACUACGAGCACAAGGCCCGCCUCGCCGACCGCGACGUGGUGGCCGCGCUCGACCCGCGCUGGCUCAACCCGCUCGAGCGCACCUUCCUGUGGGCCUGGGGCUGGAAGCCCGCGCUCGUGUUCCGCUUCGUGGAGAGCGGCGGCGGCGGCGGCGGCAUGGGCCCCGCGCAGCGGUGCGCACUCGAUGACCUCCGCGCCGCCACGGCGGCCGCGGAGCGGGGGGUGGAUCGCGAGGUGGCGGCCGUGCAGGAGUCAUUGGCGGGCCCGCGCGUGCUGGCCGCGCUGCGCCGCCAGGCCCCGCGGAACGGGGACGAGGCGGACGACGCCGUGGCCGCGGUCGGGCGCGCGCUGCGCGUGCUGCUGGGCGCGGCCGACGCGCUGCGGGAGCGCACGCUGCGCGGCGUCGUCGGCCUGCUCCCGCCGGACCAGGCGGGCGCGUUCCUGGUGGCCAUGCUGAGGUUCCACCUCGGCGUCCGCCGCGCCGGCCGCGACUGGAGCCCCGGCCACGGCGGCCACCGGGGCGCCUAGUGGCGAUGGCCGGCCAUCACACCUAGCCCAAAUGCAUCAGAGCAGAGGACGGGAACUGCUACGUGCAUGGGGAUUAAGCCCCCGUCAAUGUCAGUGUCAGUGUCAGGGUCUGAGUCCGUCCAACAAAUGUUGGCAAUAAGAGGAAACCGAGCCUUGCUCAUGUCGGCAUGCCGUGCGAAUUGAAUGUUCAUCGUGUCAAAACGGCCGUCGUCGAGUCUCGGGUUGGUAUCAGGAGUUCAAAGUGCAGCGUCGUCGUGUGUCAGCGUCAAGAGUCAGUCAGGUCGUCGGAGUCUGUUUUCUUUUUCCCGGUCGGUUGGGAUCGUGCGUCUGUAGCAGAUUUCAGAGGACCUGUCAAUGGAAUCUGGUGAGUUCGUGUCUAACUGUAGGGUCGGUCCAAGCAAGAGCGUGGCCAUUUCUACGCAGAUCAACUGAGCUGAUUUACCCCUCCUCUGAAUGUGCCCCGUAGCUCCAUGAUAUCUCCAUCACUCCAUGAGUUUAAUAGUCAAAUAGAUGCAAUGCAAGAACGAAUGUGCAAUGGCCAAAUAGAAGCAAGAACGCCAGAUUCCAAGUUAAC
Panicum hallii is the source of this 1592-nucleotide messenger RNA. RefSeq names its product protein DOG1-like 4. The record is from RefSeq and is a predicted model, not a curated record. Gene Ontology annotation, molecular function: sequence-specific DNA binding. Gene Ontology annotation, biological process: DNA-templated transcription. The transcript has a single exon. Lineage: Eukaryota; Viridiplantae; Streptophyta; Magnoliopsida; Poales; Poaceae. The coding region runs from base 257 to 1018 and encodes 253 amino acids.